GGGUAACAUUUUCUGUAACGCAACACGGAAGUGACGGCCCGCUUUCGCAGAAAGCGUUGUUUUGCUUAAUCUUCAGCUACUUUUCAGCCAAGAAGACACCUGUUUUACAGUCAAACUUCACUAUGUCUUCAGAUUUUGAAGCCUAUGAACAGGACUUUGGAACCCUGACAGCAGAAAUAACCAACAAAAUUGGAAGGAUUCCCAAAUUAGGUGGAGAGGAGAAGACACAGCUGGUUCUAAAUGUCGACAAACAGCUCGAAGAAGUCAGAGAGUUGAUGGAGCAGAUGGAUCUGGAGGUGCGUGAGCUCCCCAUCCAGAACAGAGGCAUGUACCAGAGCAGACUGAAGAGCUAUAAGGGGGAGAUGGAGAAGCUGGAGAAAGACUUUAAAAGGUCACGUAUCGCCUACAGUGAUGAGGUGCGGAACGAGCUCCUGGGGGAAGACGCUGGCUCCUCUGAGAGUCAGUUGAUCAAGUUACGUGAAGAGAGAGCACAUCUGUUGGACAACACAGAGAAGCUGGAAAGGUCAUCUCGGAGGCUGGACGCAGGCUACCAGAUAGCAGUGGAAACCGAACAAGUGGGCCAAGAGAUCCUGGCUAACCUACACACCGACCGCGAGAAGAUCCAGAGAUCCAGAGAUCGGCUGAGAGAGACAGACGCCAACCUGGGCAAGAGCUCCCGCAUCCUAACCGGCAUGCUGAGAAGAAUCAUCCAGAACAGAGUCCUGGUCUUCGUCCUCGGCGCCAUCAUCCUCAUCACCAUCAUCCUGGCUAUCUAUUUCAAUGUGCGAGGGCACUGAUCUCCCUAAUUCUCUCUCUCUCACACACACACACACACACACACACACACACACACACACCAGGCGUGAUUAAUAGCGACAAAAGCAUUGCUCUGGAGUAAUUAGGACAAAUGGUUCCAAUGAAUCACUUUCCAGGCCAUGACAGGGGUCUCUCUCUCUCUCUCUCUCUCUCUCUCCUCUCUCUCUCUCUCUCUCUCUCUCUCUCUCUCUCUCUCUCUCUCUGUCUCUGUCUCUGUCUCUGUCUCUCUCUGUCUCUCUCUGUCUCUCUCUGUCUCUCUCUGUCUCUCUCUGUCUCUCUCUGUCUCUCUCUGUCUCUCUCUCUGUCUCUCUCUGUCUCUCUCUCUCUGUCUGUCUCUGUCUGUCUUGCCCCCACAGUUUUUGUUCUAUUGUUUUUGAUAUUAUUCAUGGUGUUGUCACUGGACUGUGUUUGAUUGGGAGAUCCAUCUUUUCCCUGGGUAGAGAGAGCCUAUGGGGAAUUCAAAGAGUUUAGAUGUAAAUCCUGCUAGUGUUGUUUAUUCACUACUUCCAUGCUCUAACUUAAGGUGUCCGCAGUCCCUUUUCUGUGUGUGAGUGCUUGCCUAUCUGUACGCAGGGCUUUUCUCUCCCUCUUUGUCAGACCAGCUUUCAAUCCAUCUAGUGUAUUAGGCGCUAGACUCAACUCUGAUUAACAUGGGGGCUUACUACAUGCGUCCAGAGUCACACACAGCCUCCAGGUACAAAGGACAGUUCCUUCAAAUAAAAGGUGGUAGCCCGUCACCUCUUUCCACACGGUUGGGCCCAAAUAUGAGAGAUACAUUCGUAAAUGGAAGACUUAUUCGACUUAUAGAAAACGCAUGAAAAGGUUUGCUUCUGUUUUGACUCGAGGAAGGAGACCCAGUUUGAUUUGUCCGUCCUCUUCACAAUAUUCACUGGUAUCAUUGAUGUUGAGGGAUCUCAACAUUGUCCAGACUCCAUAAUAUUUUGUUCAUACACACAUGACAUUAAUAUAGAAUUGAUUAUAGUAGUCCACAUACUGCACUAACUGGCAAAUCUACAUAAAUGUAAGCAGAGAAAAAAAGGCUUUUAGGUUUUUCAUAUUACCAGUUAUUCUGUUACUAUUUAUUUAUAUACAUUGUUUGAGAAUUGAUGAUUUAUUUUUGUUGAUUGUCAUUAAAUGUACAUUUUAUGGAGUCUAUUGUAAACGUAACCUGACGCAGACCAAUCGUCUUUGGCCAGCGAAUCACAUGACAUGUAUAGUUCGUAUUUCUCCAGGACCAGUUCAAUCAUGGAUUGCUUUGAUUGUGUGUGAAUUCAGACUUAAGUCAUUUUUAAUAUAAAUGAAAUUUCUCUUGUCCUAUCUAAAUAUUUUUGUUUUAUUUCUUCUGUUUUGUCCAGAGUUGUAAUACAUUUUUAUGUCGAGCCUUUAACCCAAACAGCCUCAAGCUGAUAUGUUGUUGCAUGUUUUUACAAACUCCCAAUACUACGUGUGUUUCAGUCCAGUUUGGAAGGGGAAUGCCAUUCUACUGUAGGUGGACAGAGUAAGUUUGUUGUGUUUUAAGUGCAAAAUCCGAGAGGUGCUGCAAAGGGACUGGUUGUGUGUCCUGUCACACAAACAUACUCUCAUUAAAACAUACACAGGUACUCCCCCAUGUCCUCCACCGAAAGACAGACAGACAGACAGACAGAAAGCCGGUGAUCUGCCUGGUUCAGGCCGGACGGCCGCCUGCCUCCAUGCGGCAGCACGAGAGAGAGGCCAUUUGCUAUUCCGUGGGGGGGGUCUUUCUCCGCUACUGCCCCAGCCGCCCGGCGGCUUCAAAGGUUCAAAUUAAUGACCAACAAAAUAGUGUCUCCCCCUCCAUCCCAUGUGGGCCAACCCGUGGCCGAGGUAUCAUUAAGUUGAGGAAUAAUGAAAAAGAGGAUAAGGAGAGGAAACGAGGAGGAGGGGGGAGAAACCCCUGCCAACCUCAUCAGAUAAUCACCUGCGUGAUUUGGUUUUUCCAUCAAAAGGAAAAACAGGGUGAGGUGUGUAUGAGAAUCUAUACCUGGAGGUUGGUGUAUAUGAGCCAAACAACUGAUUAUUGUGUCUGGAGUGCCUACGUGUGCUCGUCCUCUCUCCUCGGUCCCUCCCUCCUUUCUCUCUCCACCCCCACCCGUCCUCCCUCCUUCCCUCACCCCUCUCUUCCUCCCUCUCUCUCUCUCCCAGCCUGUCAGGAUGAGCUGAGUUGUAGCGCUGCCGCAGCCUCCCUUCCACCGUGCAGCGUGGCCGCGGCAGACAGCGUGGCCGCGGCAGACAGCGAGCACGGCUCUAUUUGAAGUUGUAAUGGUGUCAAAAAGUCAGGGCUGACUGACAGCUGUCAGUCCCACAGGGCCUCAUUAAAAACAGACCCACUUGACAAGGAAAUAAUUGAGCGUCGUCGACAACCCUGCCUGGGCUCCGUUUAGAUGUUUGUAUUUUCUUUCAUUAUUAUUUCUGGCUAUUAUGUUCAUUAGGAAAUGGCAUUAAACAACUUUAGAUAGAAGGGGGAGGGCUAAUGAUUUGUUUAGAGGGGGGGUAUUAUUUAACAGGAGGCCUGUCGUAUGAUUCCUUGGCUUGGCAGAUGCCUGGUAUCAUCUGCCAGCACUCUUUUUUUGUCUACUUUCUCUUGUUCUCCUUUUUGUCUGCCCAUCCUUCCUUUUUUUCCAGCCCUCUUAUAUCUCUCCAUCCCUCCUUCCUUCCUUCCCUCUCUCUUUCUCUCUCCUUCUCUCUCUCCGAGCAGCGGGUGCCUUUAAAGUACGAAAUAGAUUAUUCAUUACCCCCUUUCUGUUCUUUGUGACUGAUUUGGUUUUCGACGAGCGUCUUGCCACGGGGAGAAGGAUGAAAACUUGUCAAAAAUAGGUUCUAUCUUAUUCCAAGGGGCAACAAUAGCAGCAGGUACAGACACCUUUUAAUAUUUAAUUAAGCCCAGUGUUAACCCUCAAGUGGCUAGAGGUGUGUGAGUUCCAUACAGACAGGGAGAGAGAGGGGAGGGGAUUUGGGGGGGUGAUUGGUUAUUUGAUGUCUAAAGCCAUUUAAAUGCUUUCGCUUCUCUCCGAUUGCUAGACAGGCUAGUGUUUUAUGUCCCUGUCCAUUGUCAUAUGAUUGUCUGAGGGGCUGGUGAGUUCGUCAUGUCCAAGGCUGAAGAUGCUUUUUAAGGUUUUGGAGGUGUGUCUACCAUUUAGGUUUGGGUCAUUUCUUCUUCCUUAUGCAAGACCCAUGUAGGCGUAUGCCACGUUUGAAAAAUAAAGCAACCGAGAACCUUUCAACCACAGCGCAGGUUAAGCCUACGUCUCCUGGUGUUUAAUACACAAACCAGGGGUCCUCUCAAAAAACAGUAAAAGGGGAGAAUUGUUCCCAGGACGAGUAAACUUCUCGGUGGCGGCUCCUUCCGGUAUAAAAUCCUGCCGUUUGUCAGCCGUUUAGGUGGACAGGAAUUGUAACGGGGAGCGUUUGAGCCGUUGUCCCUCUGAAGGACGCACCUUAAACGGGAUAGGUAAACAACUCCGACAGUGGGAUCGCGAUGGGAGGGCAGACGUUUCAUCUCCCAGAGAGUCUCCGCUGUCAGGGACGCCCGCCCGCAGACCAGCGAGCCGAAGUCCACAAUGACACCGUUUGACAAUAUGGAAGCGUUUGCCUCUGUAUCGACUGUCCAAACAAACGCAGACAAAAAUACAUUACACACAUGCAUCCCUCUCUACUGUCACACGUGCUAGAGCAACCUGUAAACCCCCUUUUAUUCUAUGAUAGUAGAGAGAGGGCUACAGUAUGUUCCUCCUUUUUGUACCAGUCCAAGUAGAAUGGCUUUCUUUUAUCAUCCAACGCUGUUGUUUAUUUUAAUGGUGUUUACACGCACAAAGACAUGACAAUGACCCUAUUCUCUGUGGUAGGUCACAGAGCUACAGCCGUGUAUAGAGCGCCUACCCUUGUGCUUGUGGGCCAAAGAUGGAGCCGGAAAAGUGCAAUGGCGAGUGCAGUUGGUUUGCGUGUUGUGUGUGCAUGUUUCGGUCUGUGUUCGAAAUGUCCAUCAAUAGUGUAAGUCUAGUAUCUUGAUGAUCAGGUCCAAGCAGCUGAACUCAACAUUGUGUUGCUUUUCAUACUUUUUUGGGGGGCUGUUUAGUCCCCCCCCCCCGAGACAUUUUUGUGCUUUCUGUAGAUGUGAAGAACGUUUGUGUUGUCAUUAAAGCAGUAUUGCAUUUCAACGACAAA
Salvelinus fontinalis (brook trout) is the source of this 4998-nucleotide messenger RNA. RefSeq names its product vesicle transport through interaction with t-SNAREs homolog 1A-like. The record is from RefSeq and is a predicted model, not a curated record. Gene Ontology annotation, biological process: macroautophagy; retrograde transport, endosome to Golgi; vesicle fusion with Golgi apparatus. The coding region runs from base 123 to 797 and encodes 224 amino acids. Lineage: Eukaryota; Metazoa; Chordata; Actinopteri; Salmoniformes; Salmonidae. The transcript is spliced from 9 exons. Gene Ontology annotation, molecular function: SNAP receptor activity; SNARE binding. Gene Ontology annotation, cellular component: endoplasmic reticulum membrane; late endosome membrane; SNARE complex.